UUCACGUUAUGAUAAUCCGCUCGUCUGUGCUUGUUACAGCGACGGAUUCCUUUCAUGUCAGAUUGUCGAAAGAAAAUCAGAGAUGAACAUCAUACUGAGUGCGAAGAAAUCUAUUAUAUAGAAACUUUGAGCAUUCUGAAAAAAUAAAUCAUUAAUGUGACCUUGCAGUGAGGCAAUGCUGAAGAACGCCCGAUGAGCUGCAUACUACAUUCAUAGUUAACAGAAGUUCCAGACAGUCGCGUGUUUCUGUGUUUAAUAAAAAAGGUUCAAAGAUAACGAACCCUUAUUUUCUGUAGUAUUUCAAUAUUAUUUUUUUGGACAAAAUAAGCUAGAAAUGUGGCGUGUGCGCUAUGAUCACCAAAAUGGCUAUGACGGAUUAUUUUCUACGUACGAACUUCCUUACGGCGACUUCGACGAUGAAUGGCGAAGAAGCAGAAGCGAAAGUACGCCCGCUUCCAGUCGGCCAGCUAGGGAAGAAGUGCCAUGGGCGUUCGGGAGUGUGUACGACCCGGGGAGCGAGUUGGAAGCCGCGGAUGUCAAGUCAGACGAAGACCCGGUCUCAUAUCUCGCUUGGAUCAAACAACCCAACUUAAAUGACGACAAAGCUUCGAUACCAUCAGUUGAAUUUAAAAUGAAAGACAGAGAGGACAGUGAUUCAGUUCUUUUCACUGACAAAUCGCUGGAACCUAAUCAUAUGAAAUUAAAUCUCAGCAACGGGAGUUUACCUAUCAAACAGCUUGAAAAAUAUCACAAAAUCUCAGACAAUGACGACGACGACGAAGGGCAAGAAGUUCCGAAAGAUCCGAACGUGUUGCUGUACGGGAAUCACCGCCCGAUCUUUUGGGCGGUGUUCGUGCGGGUGUUACUGGUAGGCCACAACGUACUGACUGUGUGGCGCGUGACGGAGGCCCUAGGGAGCCCACUGUACUGGCUGCUUGCCGUCCUCAACCUCUUUCUGCUUCUAGAGCUGCACGUAGUCGUCGUCAAGAGGGCCGGGAUAGAAUACUCAUGGUGGACGCCGUGUUUUUUGUUUUACCUUGGGUCUACCAUUCCGUCCAUAUGGCUUCUUCAACUGCAACUUUACGAUGAAUUCACCUCCAGUGGUCCCGGAGCUGACGUCACCAGCGUGUCAACUAGCGCGCCAUCAACGCAGUUCACAGGAUUCACGACGCAGGCUCCCACCAAGCUGGCCAUGAACAACGAAGUGUGGUUGAUCAUCGUGCAGGAGGCGCUCGUAUAUUUGCUCGUGUUUAGUCGGUGGCUUCUGCCCCGCGGUGCCGUGUCGCGCGCCUUCCUGGCGGACCUGCUGCUCGAGUUUCUGGCCAUCGCUUCCGACAUCAUGGAGCUGCUCGCCGUGUUCGACGAAGAGGAGAUCCGUGGAAAUCUCAGCCUCACUCUCGCCAUACUCACUGUCUGGUCCGCCAGCUUCAUUCAGUUUAUACCUGUCCUCGUGCACAAACGCCGCUUCCGUCACGUACGGAACCCGAAGGUUCCAUGUAUUAAUCGGUACUUUGGUGACAAGUUUGUAGAAAUUGUCGUCACGCUGAUGAACAUUUUCCUGCAAGACUUACCGUUCCUUGUCGUACGUUUAUACAUAGUUUUCGAGAUCAGAAUCAUCACAUACAGCUUGAUAUUCUUUAUCCUGAAAAACAUCGUCUCGCUGAUGUUGUUGUUUUAUCGCCUUACUAUUAUGGGCAAGCGAUUGCCGAUAGUACGGCAGUGCUGUCAGAGAUUACACUGUCCGUGCAGCCCUCCCUCCGACCACCAUCAUAACACCCCUUCCUUUCACCUUCCACGUAUUGACAAGGAAAGGUCCGGUUAGAAGCUGGAGGAAAUAAGUGACAGGCACCCAAUGCUUUUAAAAGCACGAACAUGACAUGUACCAAGGAAAUGAGGUGAAAUAAGCAGGUUAUGGAAAUAAAGGUUUAUGCAAAAUAUGUUUGUUGGUCGAGAGAUUUUUGCAGGUGGAACACUAAAAUAUACAUGGCUGUUUUACAAUUUAUAUUUCAGUUUGAUAAUAUCGCCCGGUUUUUCUGACUAGAGUCGACUCUAUCAUAUUUGACAUAGCAAUGAAUAUAUAGACAUGUGAAGAAUGCAUUAUGUUAAUGUGUGCACUGAACUGUUAAAUGUAUCUUUAUAGAAGAUGUAUUUUGUAGCAAUGGUUAAUUAA
Messenger RNA from Mya arenaria, 2170 nucleotides. RefSeq names its product transmembrane protein 26-like. The transcript has 3 exons. The coding region runs from base 335 to 1822 and encodes 495 amino acids. Lineage: Eukaryota; Metazoa; Mollusca; Bivalvia; Myida; Myidae. The record is from RefSeq and is a predicted model, not a curated record.